AUGCGGGACGAUACCCCGUCCGUAGUGACGCUACAGCUACCUCGUGCUGAGACAGGUCUAGAGGGCUUCGCGAGGUCAUGUGUGGCUCCUCAUAAAUUUUCCAAUGCUGUGGCAGCUUUUCCAAUUUCCGAGAUCGAUGAUUUGAGAAUCGAACAGGCUCUUGUAAUCAAGGAUCUUUUAUUUGUGAUGCUAGGACACGAAGGAUCGUAUAUUCGGUACUCGGAUCGGUAUAAUUCCAGUGAUAGCCAGCAAUUGGUUCUUGGACCAGACUUUCGUAUUGCCAAACACAUGGAUAUAAGUCUCAAAGGUAUUGCCAAAAAGUUGGUUAGAAUUGGUAAACAGUAUUGUGGAGUCAACGCGUUUAUCCAGCUCUAUGACGAGCCGGCUUAUGGCAAGGUAAUUCAAAGAUUGUGCUACGAAAUAUCUCGUUUCCUCUACGAUUUCCACGCGACCAUUGAACAAUUGGAACGCCAAUUUAAUAAUGACACUUCAUUCACCAUCAGCAUUUUCGAAAACGCAUUGGACCAAACGGUGGUUCCUCGACUAAGUCUCUUGUACGACCUUGUGGUCGCAUUGGACCAAGAUGAUCGGUCUCGAGAGCUAGUUCGUGCCAAUCCUAGUCAUCAUAAUUUCUCCAAUUUCAUCGAAAACAUCCAAAGAGACUUGAGACAGUCCGGCGACAUCAACAUGGCAGCAGAAACAACUUCAUUGAGUAGAUGUAAGGGUGGAGUGGCACUCAAUAUACUUCAUUCCCAAAUUAACCAACGCAAUGGAGACCCACAAGCGUUUGGAUUUUUGACCUCGAUCUACAACGUUAUUGCAGCCGACUACGUUACCAUGCUCAACAAAUGGCUCAAAGAUGGUGAGGUAGAUGACCAGUUCGAUGAGUUCUUCAUCAAGGAAAACAACGUGCCCAGUAUCAUCGACAUGAACUCCGAAAAGUACUGGGAUGAUUUGUAUAUGAUUCGAAUCGACGGAUUGGUUCACCAGUUUAGCCGAAACGACAUACAAGCCAAGAUUCUAGCGACGGGAAAGUACCUUAAUGUCUUCAAACAGUGCACCAAUAUCAAUGAUUUUCUGGGAUUUGGCGAACAUAUUGAACCAAUUGUGAACUUGCAUGCUCAAGACUUGGAGGUCAAGGUUGAGAGGUAUUUUGACCGAGCCAACAGAUUCAUGCUAAAACUACUCUUUGAAGGUAUGGACGUGGUACAACUAGUAACAGGUUUUCAGCAAGCUUACUUGAUCGACGAUGCAUUCACCACUAACUCAUUCAUUGCCAGGACAUUUAACGAUCUCCGCAAAAACAAGUAUGGCAUAUCCACAACCCGUUUAACCUCCUCUUAUAAGGAAAUUACCAACGCCGGCAGGAACGGCGAGCUUAACGAAAACAGCAACGCACACACACUUCUCAGACAAAAUCAAAAUAUCUCUGUUGACUCAACCAACUUUUUCGACUUGGCCAAUGAAAUUUUAAACGUUCAAUCCUUCGAUGCCCAGAACGCUCUACAGAGUGGCAACGCAACGGCCGCUUUCAAAUCGCUCAUUAAUAGGACUGUUGAAGCUGGUAAUGUGUCUUCAUCUGCAUCUGACAAUACGCAAUACAACAGCAAGGGCAUAGAUGAGUACACAAUUUCAGGUAUAAAUUUGGAAUGUGGUUUACCAUUUCCGUUGAACUUGAUAUUCACCCAGAGCUUUGUGUUUGAGUAUCAAAUGAUGUUCAAGCUUCAAAUGCUCCUAGCAUAUAUGACACAACAGAUGAAUGUGACAUGGACAGAGAUCAAUUGCUCUACCGUUUGGAAAUUUCCAGGAUACGAGCGAAAAGUUACCAAAUGGCUUUUACGGUGCCGUGUUUUGCACAAGCGAAUGAAGGACUUUGUCAGCCAGUUCCAACUGUAUGUCGAUUAUGACGUUGUACAGCCUUCGUAUGAGGAGCUAACGACGUACUUGCUGAAUGUGACCACAUCACUUGAUGCGGUCAAACUAAUUGAACAAAAGCGAUACAAUGGAAGCGAGCCAACUCACCCAUUAUCAGACUCAAGCAUGUACAAUUACUACAACGACAAGUCCCACGAUAUUUUUGACGAGAAGAUCAAGCUGCAACAAAGUGAGAGCGAAACCAGCGCACUUAGAAUGGACGAAGUGACCACACGAAUGGGAUCGUAUUUGAAUGGAAUUCUACGGGAUAGUUUUCUCACAAAUCGAGAUUUGAUCACGGUGCUCAAAAGUAUUUUGUACAUUAUUAUCCAGUACAACGAGCAGUUGGUCAGGUUCAAGAAGCACAUCAUCAUGCUCCAUCCAGUGUUGUUCGAGCAAUACAGCAACGACUACCCCGCCAAAUUUGACGGAGCUCGAAUGAGCCAGCAAGAUAUUGACAACCGAUACGAAACGCUUAACGAAAUUGUCACUGAUUACUAUCAACGGUUCAACGACACGUUAAGCGAGUUUAUCUACAGCGCCAAAGCGGUGGGCGAGUUGGAGAACCAAAGGCUCCUUGUGUUGGUGGAACGACUCGACAAGUGUUUUCCUUCAUAG
Molecule: messenger RNA, 2532 nt
Organism: Meyerozyma guilliermondii ATCC 6260
Lineage: Eukaryota; Fungi; Ascomycota; Pichiomycetes; Serinales; Debaryomycetaceae
Exons: 1
Coding region: 1-2532 (843 amino acids)
Biological process (GO): meiotic cell cycle; spindle assembly; microtubule nucleation
Cellular component (GO): centrosome; equatorial microtubule organizing center; gamma-tubulin complex
Molecular function (GO): gamma-tubulin binding; microtubule minus-end binding
Source: RefSeq, a predicted model, not a curated record